CACCCCCAUCAGCAUCAUCAUGUCUGGCAACAACUCAACACAGCAGCCCUCGCUCGUCGGCGGCCACGCCGAGUACGUCAAGGGUGCCGCAGAGGCUGCGAUUGGUGACAUCUCGGGGUCCCACACAUGGAAGUCAUCUGGCGAGCAGGCCAAGGCGCGCGCGGUGGACACGAUGAAGGCGGCCGGUGAGGCGCGGGACGCGACACAUGGCUAUGGCAAGGUCGAGCAGAAGCUGGGCGAGGUGACGGGCUGCGAGGGCAUGGAGAAGGAGGGUGCCGCGAGCAAGCAGCCCGAAUGAGCUGGAGCUGCCGCACAGGGCAUGGAUGGCGGAUGGCCAGGUGGAGACCA
Microdochium trichocladiopsis is the source of this 348-nucleotide messenger RNA. RefSeq lists its product as uncharacterized. The coding region runs from base 20 to 298 and encodes 92 amino acids. The record is from RefSeq and is a predicted model, not a curated record. NCBI's taxonomy places the organism in Eukaryota, Fungi, Ascomycota, Sordariomycetes, Xylariales, Microdochiaceae. The transcript has 2 exons.